AUGGCGCCCCCUUCUAAGUCUCCUUCUCCCCACGCCGUUCCUCCUUCCAUGCUCCUUGGUGCCAACGUCGUGGUGCCACAACUCCAGCCCUCCUUCUCCUCGUCGGUCCUUCCGGCGCUCUCUUCGGACGUCUUUGCCGCUCUCCAUUCGCGCGUCGGUCAAUCGGCUGGUGGCGAUUCUCCGCUUCGAGGCGUGGGGCUGGGUUCCGACGAGGGUGCCCUCUUUCGCGCGCUCCAGCGGGAGCGGGGCGACUCGGCGGGUCUUCGCGCGUCUCUGGACCGCACUGAGCGUACCUUGAGCGGGGUGUGCUCGCGUCUGAUGGAGCAGGACCAGGAGCUACGGCGCGUGAAGACCAACUCCGCCUCUCAGGCUUCCCGUAUCCAACAUCUCGAUGAUCUCGUGGAUUGCUUGACCACCGAACUUGGCGACGCCAAUCGGCGGGUUUCUGAGCUCCAGGUCGCGCUGGCCAACGCCACCGAUGAGCGCUCCUCCGCCUCCCUCCGCUUCCGCUUCUUCCAGACCCGCUGGCGUCGUGCCCGGCGCGAUGUCAACAGCCUCAAUUCCAACCUUCGUGGUCGUUUGGACGAGUUGCGCUUCACCCGUGUCGCCCUUCAGGAAGCCGAGGAAGAUGCUCGUGAGGCCCGCCGUGAGCUCGCCCGCCUUUGGUUCGACUCGGCCCGUGUCCUUCAACGCCUUCGCUCGAGGCUGGGGGAUCUGCUCGAGGCCCAUAGUUCUCGCGUCCCUGGCGAGGUUUAUCGGCAUAUCCUUGAUCGGCUCCGGUCUUAUAUCGCGCGUUUUGGUCCCCUCGAGGGCGCUCUCGCUGGCGAUAUGGAUGGCGACUUUAGUAGCGGUGAGGAGACGGACGCCGAGGAGGAGGCGAUGGCGGAUAUGGAGGGUGAGGCGAUGUCGGGCGCGGAGGACGAUGUUGCGAUUGGCGGGGAGGGGUCGAACGUGCGUGCGUUGGGAUCUGUUGAUGGCGAGGACGACGGUGGGAUGAUUCUGGGUUAUGUCGAAGACGCUGAGGUUGGCGGGGUUGUCGCUGGAGCUGGGGUUGUCGACAUGAGCGACGUGGAUGACUGA
This is a messenger RNA of Schizophyllum commune H4-8, 1080 nucleotides long. RefSeq lists its product as uncharacterized. The coding region runs from base 1 to 1080 and encodes 359 amino acids. The transcript is spliced from 3 exons. The record is from RefSeq and is a predicted model, not a curated record. Lineage: Eukaryota; Fungi; Basidiomycota; Agaricomycetes; Agaricales; Schizophyllaceae.